AUGCGGCCCUGGUCGGCCAUCCCCCUCGCUCUCCUCUCCUGUGCGCACCUCGGGUGGUCUGCGCAGGUUCCCAUCCAGCCUACCCCUGUACACGCCCAGUCCGACAACAUUCUCGACGCCCUCUACGCCGACCCCGACUACGUCUCUCUAGUCAAGCUCCUCCAGCGUGCAAAGCUCAUUCCGACACUCAAUAGACUGAAUGGGAGCACACUAUUUGCACCCACUAACGAUGCCAUUGCGAAGCACGCGCCAUGGCAGGCCGCGCUGGACGCCCCUCACGACCUCCGCGACAACAUACAGGAGGAACUGCGGCAGCAGCUGUUCUACCACAUCCUUAACUACACCAUCGCUGCGCUUCCGACGGAGCAGACCCCUCACACGCACAAGACCCUCUUAUAUCCCCGGACUCCCACAGAACCUCCGACGCGGGAGCCGCCACCCGGCCCACCGUGGAUGCCAAUACCGGGAGGGACACUAGGCGGCGAGCCCCAACGCCUGCGCGCAGCAUACCGCGAGGAUGCAGUAUGGGUAGGUGUCGACGCUUUCGGUCAAGGUGGUGCCGAGGUGGUCAAAGAGCUGGUCGAGGCCUCGAACGGCGUGGUCGUCGGUGUUAACAGUGUUUUGUACAUGCCUCCAGACUUGGAAACCGUCAUUUCUCGACAUCCAUCACUAUCCUACUUCUCCAAUGUGCUCACACCGGAGAUGCACGAGUUCCUGAACCGUACCUCCACGCUGACUCUUUUCCUGCCCGUGGACGCCGCAUGGGAAGCGCUACCCUACUACGAGCGACUGUAUCUCCAAAGCAAGUACGCCACGGAUGAUCUUACGCGUAUCGUGAAUAUGCAUGCGGUUGCCCGCAAGCAUGUCAAAUACGCGGACUCGUUCGCGUCGGGCCUCAAUUUGACAACGCUGGACGGCUCGGAACUGCGCAUAGUAACCUCUGAUGACUCCAAGGUCACCGUCUCAGGCGCUGAACUCACGGAAUCGGACAUAUACGCGUCCAAUGGAGUGAUACACGCGGUAUCCUCACUCCUUGUGCCAGAAGGCGCGCUACAACUCACACCGGAGAAGUACCUGCUCACUUUGAACUGUUCGGCGUUCGUGUCGAUGUUGCAUUCCGUAGACCUCGUGUCCCUGGUCAACGACACGGAAGCCGAGUGGACCAUCCUGGCCCCAAGCGAUGAUGUUAUGAAUCUAUUUGGGGAUGAUGGGUCCAUGCCGAAGAAUGGGACGGAGGAGCUGAGGAGGACACUCAGGUACCACUUCCUUCCAGGGAAAUGGGCUCCGGAUAAGCUCAAGGACGGCAUGCUGCUGGAGACCGCGCUCGAAGAAGUCGGCUUGGAUUGGGACAGGCAGGUGCUAGCCGUGGAGGUAAGCGGACAUGACGCGAAAGCCGAAGGCAAGAGCAAGUCCGUCAGGUUUGGCGGAGCGGGGACUAUCGGCGAUCAUGUCGAGAUCAACAACACGCUGAUCUACUUCAUCUCUCGGCCGCUCGUGCCGCCUGCGGACGCGCUGCAGACAGCCUUGCCCGAGCUAGAGCUGUCCUCUUUCCUCGCAGCCAUUUUCUCCACGAGCCUGGCCGAGAGGCUGAAGACAACCCCGCGCACGACGCUCCUCUUGCCGCCAAAUCCUGCGUUCAAACGCCUUGGUAUGCUCGUCUCCGCGCACCUGCUCGCGGCGUCCUCGCGUGCGGACCUCGAGCGCGUCAUCGAGCACCACGCGCUGCAGGGCGUCGAGUACAGCAGUACGCUCGUGAACGGGAGCCAGCGCACGUUUGCCACGCUCGAGGGCUCGGACGUCCACGCGGAGCGCACGCCCAAUGGCACAGUUAUCCUCAGCGCCAGCGGCGGUUGGGCAGGCAUGCAGGCGGCGCUCGUACCGCGCGACAUGCUCACGCAGACGGGCGUCAUCCACGAGGUGUCGGACAUCAUGAUCCCCAGGAGCGUGCAAUUGACGAUCGGGAAGCUUGUGAAGGCGGCAAAGGGUACGACUAUGGCUACAAUGAUGACUAAAGCUGGACUGGACUGGGUGCUCAACGGGACGGCUCCUCCACCGGACUCGCCGUGGGCGGAGCAGGGCCUCACUGGCUCUGGUUGGACGCUCCUGUGUCCGACGGACGACGCGUUCAAGCAAGUGAACCUGACGGAUCUGUACGCGGACGAGGACCGCCUCCGUGCUAUUGUCAGCCAACAUCUCAUCCCCUCCCCGGAGUCGUCCUCGAAGACCCCAGACCUGCAGGAUGUGCUCAACAACAACCGGCCGCUCGGGAUGGACGACAGCGCGGCUUACCAGACAUUGCAGACGCGCUCGGAAGACUCCUUCUACGGCGACAUCGUCUUCCGUAUGCUGGAGGGCGACGAGACGGGCACCAUCGUCGGCGUCGACGGGGCGCACGGGGACAGGGGGCGACGAGACUGGGCGCGCGUACUCUCCUGGGGCCGGGCGACGGCCGGUGGUGGCACCGGGGGAGUCGUGCAGAUCGACCGGUUGCUCGUGCCCUAUGAUCCGCCGUGGUAUGUCCAGUACGGCGCGCCCAGCGUAGUGGGUGUGGGCGGUGUCAUACUCAUAGGAGUGUUCUUCCUUGGUGUGAGGGCGAUUUGGCGGAGAGACACGACGGAGGCGACGUAUGAGCCGAUAGGCGGGUUCGUCCAGGAGGAUGGGGAGGAAUCAUGA
Messenger RNA from Fomitopsis serialis, 2673 nucleotides. Its product is annotated as FAS1 domain-containing protein. Gene Ontology annotation, cellular component: fungal-type vacuole membrane. The record is from RefSeq and is a predicted model, not a curated record. Lineage: Eukaryota; Fungi; Basidiomycota; Agaricomycetes; Polyporales; Fomitopsidaceae. The coding region runs from base 1 to 2673 and encodes 890 amino acids. Gene Ontology annotation, biological process: macroautophagy. The transcript has 4 exons.